Molecule: messenger RNA, 3171 nt
Organism: Rhododendron vialii
Lineage: Eukaryota; Viridiplantae; Streptophyta; Magnoliopsida; Ericales; Ericaceae
Product: subtilisin-like protease SBT2.5
Exons: 11
Coding region: 337-2787 (816 amino acids)
Biological process (GO): proteolysis
Molecular function (GO): serine-type endopeptidase activity
Source: RefSeq, a predicted model, not a curated record
UAGCCCUAACUACUCUCUCUCUCUCUCUCACUCUCACUCCCCACUUUCCAUCUGGUUCCCUCUGGAUUCAACUAAUGCUAAUGAUCCCUCCGUUCAUCACCUAUUUCUACUUGAUCACAAAGUAAUGUAGCUUAUUCCCCUUCCAAAUUUGGUUGCUUGAGAUGCUGUUUUUAUCUUUCAUGUUGGAAACGAGGCUUUUCGGUUGAUUCCUUUCUUGGGUCACUCUGAGGGUUAAGAUCUCGUCUUUUGCUCCGAUUUGAUGAUUUGAUCCGGUUUUUGCUUUCACACCUCUCAAAUACUAUCUGAGUGACUGUAGUUGGCACUGGAUCAGCAAAAAUGGUGGCUAUGGAGUUUGGGUAUAAAAUUCUAAUGCUGUUUAGCAUUUUGGUUUUGGGAAAGGCGGAGGUUUACAUAGUAAGGGUGGAAGGAGAGCCAGUGAUAAGUUACAAAGGUGGUGUUGAUGGCUUUGAAGCCACUGUUGUGGAGUCUGACGAGAAAAUGGAUGUUAACAGUGAAAAAGUGACAUCUUACUCUCGUCACUUGGAAGAGAAACAUGAUAUGCUUUUGGGGAUGCUGUUUGUUCGCGGGACCUACAAGAAACUCUAUAGCUAUCGGCAUCUAAUUAAUGGAUUUGCUGUUCACAUUUCUCCUGAACAGGCUGAAAUUCUUGGAAGAGCCCCUGGUGUUAAAUCAGUGGAGAGGGAUUGGAAGGUGAGGAGACUUACGACACACACCCCACAAUUUUUGGGGCUUCCAACUGGAGUAUGGCCAACAGGAGGUGGCUUUGACAAAGCUGGAGAGAACAUUGUAAUAGGAUUUGUGGACUCGGGGAUUUACCCCCACCAUCCAAGCUUCGCAACCUACGAGGAACCAUAUGGGCCUCUUCCAAAAUAUAAAGGAAAAUGUGAAGUGGAUCCUAACACCAAAAGGAGCUUCUGUAAUGGGAAGAUUAUUGGAGCCCAACAUUUUGCAGAAGCUGCAAUUGCAGCUGGGGUAUUUAAUCCUGAGAUUGAUUUUGCUUCUCCCCUAGAUGGCGAUGGACAUGGAAGUCAUACAGCAGCUAUUGCAGCUGGUAAUAAUGGGAUUCCUGUGAGAAUGCAUGGACAUGAAUUUGGGAAAGCUAGUGGAAUGGCUCCUCGUGCGAGAGUUGCUGUGUACAAGGCACUUUACAGGCUUUUUGGAGGUUUUGUUGCAGAUGUGGUUGCUGCUAUUGAACAGGCUGUUCAUGAUGGUGUGGAUAUUCUCAAUCUCUCAAUGAGCCCCAACAGUCCUCCGGCGACCACGAAAACUACAUUUUUAAAUCCUUUUGAUGCUACACUUCUUUCUGCUGUGAAAGCUGGAGUGUUUGUUGCACAGGCAGCUGGAAAUGGAGGGCCUUUUCCCAAAACUUUGUUGUCCUAUAGUCCAUGGAUGGCAUCUGUAGCUGCUGCAAUUGACGAUCGCCAAUACAAAAACCAUCUUACUCUUGGAAAUGGGAAAAUCUUGCCUGGAAUGGGUUUGUCACCUGCUACACAUGCAAAUCGAACAUUCACAAUGGUUGCAGCCAAUGAUGUUUUGUUGGAUUCUUCAGUAAUGAAGUACAGCCCUUCGGAUUGCCAGAGGCCAGAAGUUUUACACAAAAACUUGGUGGAAGGAAAUAUUCUUCUUUGUGGCUAUUCUUUUAACUUUGUUGUUGGUACUGCAUCAAUCAAGAAAGUCUCAGAAACUGCCAAGAGCCUUGGUGCAAUAGGUUUUGUUCUUGCUGUAGAAAACGUUUCUCCGGGAGCAAAAUUUGAUCCGGUUCCUGUUGGAGUUCCUGGGAUUGUCAUCACAGACGUUAGCAAGUCAAUGGAGCUUAUAGAUUAUUACAAGAUAUCCACAGCAAGGGAUUGGACUGGUCGUGUGAAGAGCUUCAAAGCAACAGGCAGCAUUGGGGAUGGACUCAUCCCCAUACUACACAAAUCAGCACCGCAAGUAGCUUUGUUUUCUGCUCGAGGUCCCAACAUAAAGGAUUACAGUUUUCAGGAUGCGGAUCUACUGAAACCAGACAUUCUAGCUCCUGGUUCUCUAAUUUGGGCUGCAUGGGCUCUGAAUGGAACAGACGAGCCUAAUUACCUUGGAGAAGGGUUUGCUAUGAUAUCUGGGACUAGCAUGGCUGCGCCUCAUAUAGCAGGAAUAGCAGCCCUUAUAAAGCAGAAGCAUCCUCAUUGGAGCCCAGCGGCGAUUAAAUCAGCCUUAAUGACAACAUCAACAACACUGGACAGAGCAGAGAGACCCAUUCAAGCUCAAGUGUAUUCAGGUUCCGAAACCGUGACACUGGUCCCAGCUACACCUUUUGAUUAUGGAAGUGGCCAUGUUAAUCCCAGAGCCGCUCUAAAUCCUGGCCUCAUCUUUGAUGCAGGUUAUGAGGAUUAUCUGGGCUUCUUGUGCACCAUACCCGGAAUCGACGCUCAAGAGAUCAAGAAUUACACGAAUUCACAAUGCAACUACACUCUAGGCCACCCCUCAAACCUCAACACCCCAUCCAUCACUAUUUCCCACCUUGUGGGCACUCAGACCGUGACACGCACGGUGACAAAUGUCGCUGCUGAAGAAACCUACGUCAUCACAGCAAGAAUGGCACCAGCUGUCGCCAUUGAAACCAACCCCCCGGCUAUGACUCUGAGGCCGUCUGCGUCAAGGAAAUUCACCGUGACUCUCACGGUCCGAUCGGUGACUGGAUCGUAUAGUUUUGGAGAGGUUUUGAUGAAAGGGAGCAGAGGGCACAGAGUCAGGAUACCGGUGGUGGCUAUGGGUUACGACCGGUAGAUCUGCGUUUUUCCGUUCUUGGUAGAUCUGGGUUUUUCUAUGAUAAUGAUAUUCUUUCUAAUAUCUGGGAAUAAGAUAUAGGGAGCUAGAGGUAUUUGGUCUGAAGCAUUUAUGUAUAUGUAGAGUUGUAAAGAGAUAUAUAUAUAUAUGUGUAUACGGGGGGAGACUCCUGGUUUCUUCCACAAACGCUAAGUUUUGUUGUAUAAUGUGGUGAAAUGCCCUUGUAUUCACUUCCCUUCUCACAGUGCAUGAAUUCGCUUUGGUUCUUGAGUAAUUUUGAUGUAGGGAGAAAGGGGAGGGUUAACAAUGGUUUUCAUCUCGCUUUACUGUUGUAUUAUUGACUCGUCUUUCUUAUGAAGAUAAAUCAUAUAUUGGUUUGCCACA